AACUAAAAAAAUAUGCAACUAUGUUUCGGGGGGCUUUGGGGAGAAAAAGGAAAAAUCUUUAAAAACAAAAAUUAAAAGGGAGGGCACUGCCUCAGAACCGGGCUCCCUAGAAUGAUGCUGCACGUCUGUCCCGCCCCCCGGAUUUCUAGAGGUCUCUGGGAAGGCAUCUGCUCCACGGGGCACCAAGCUUUCGGGCCCACGCCCGGUACCCUCAGACCUGGCUGGCUGGACCCGGCCCGGCCCCGCGUCCCUAACCCGCUGCGGCUCUCGCGAGAACCCCGCCCCUCUACCCAGGCGGCGGAGGGCACCAUAGAGGCGCGUUUCUCCGAGCAUCCUAGAGCGGUGCUGCGGCCGUUUGCGGGGGCGGGCCGGAACAGCGGGUCUGGGCCGGGAGCGCCGGGCUCCUCCCGGUGCUGUCCCGGGUGGAGGCCCCGGUUGAGUUGGGCUGGCCGCGGAGCUGGUGCUGCGGCCCAUCCUCCGACUCCGGCCCAGCUGGAGCUGCGGCCCGCCCGGCCCUCGCUUCUCCCUGGGUUCUGGCUUUGGGGGUUCCGGUUGGCGGAGGGGCCGGGCCCCCUUCCCCAGGCUGGGCAAGAGGCGUGCGGGCCGGGCCCUGCGUCCGCGUCCCCGGAGCCCGGUGGUCGCGCAGAGCCGAGGCUGCGAGGCAGGCGGGAGGGCCGGUUCUGUUCGGGUUCCCGUCCCCUCGGCGCGCCCGCUGGGAGCAGCAGGCGCUGGCCGGCGGUCCCCUUGCGGCCCCGCCUCGGUUCCCGCGGAGACUGCCCGCCCGGCGCCGUCUUGCUCGUGCGGCUCUCUCCCGCCCCGGCUGAGUCACGGGUUGGACGGCAGACACUCCGUGAGCAGUUAGGAAGAACGCACCAUGUCCAGAGGACUCUCCGCGGGCCUGGGCUCACGGAGCAUGUGUUGUAGUAGAGGCGAGACAGUAAGCAAAUAGAUUUCGAUCGUGACAAGGGGUUUGAAGAAAAUAAACCAAGGGGUUAGGAUUGUGAGAGAUGCGGGGUCAGGGCAGCUAUGGGUGCUCAGGGAAGGCCUUUGCAAGGGGUUAACAUCUCAAGUGAAACCUGGUGGCCAAGAGGCCUUGCCAAUCCCUUAGAAGAAACUUGGAGGUGAAAGGAACUGCACCGGAAUGGCCUUGGCUGGCUUGCGUUAACGCACAGAAGGCCGGCCUGGCUCCAGUGUAGGGAGCAAGCGGGCAAGAGAGGCAGCUGGGCAGGGUGCCUCUGGAACAGAAGUUUUGUUCUAAAUUGAAGGGAUAAAUGACUCCUGCUGGUCCUCCAGGCCCCAAUCAAAUGUAAUUUCCCCAAAAGCACCCCCUGAUCCUCCAUCUAAGUUAGCAGUCCCCUCCCCUUGAUAUUUUCCCUCCCAACAUUCUCAACCCAGCACUGUUUUCCUCUGAUUAAAGACUAUUUCCUGAUUCCAGAGGUAGAAGUAAAAGCAGGUUUUCUCCCCUCUAACUGGGCGGCUCCUCCCUGAGGACAUGCACUCCCCAGAUACGAGCAAACAAGAACCAGUGAUGGAGACCUCCCCUCCCAGCAGUGGGCAAUGGUGUGUGGGCUAGGUCUUCCCCUGAGAUGCUCUGGUGGCCUUGUCGGGGUGAAGAGGACGGCAGAUCCAUCCGUCAGCAGGAGCCGCAGCAAUGGUCCAGGCAGGUCCUGCCCUCAGACUGCCCUGGACAGACAGCCCAGUGGGGGUCGGCUGGCAGUGGUGUGCUUUGCAGUCUGCUGUCUGCCCAGCGUCUCAGAUCAUCCUCAGUAGCCAUUGUACUCUCAUGUUAAAAGGGCUCUCCUACCAAAUGUCACCUCAUGGCAUCGUAACUGCAAGCUUUCUGUUAACUGAUGCCUAAGUGGGAUGUCAUUUCACAAAGUGUUAACUACUUAGGAGGCUCAAACCCCACAGAGGAGGAUCCCCCAGAGACCUCCUUCCAAACCCAGGAGCUCAAGUGUCUGUCGGGGGAGGGGCACUGAGACCAGGGCCUGGUGCCUUCUCUGCAAACACCUGGCCAGAGCAAAAUUGUAUUUAUUGGAUUUUAAAUAACUUUUCCCCAACCACAGAGGCAACACACAUUUGUAAAUAAGUCUUGGAGGAAUCAUAAAAACGGGAAGAAGGAAAAUAAGAAGCACCCAUAAUUCUAUGACCCCAGAAGAAACUAGAGUUAAUGUGCUGGGAGUCACCUACAUCAUGGAUCCACUCAUUUACUCUACAAAUCCUUGCUGAGCACAUGCUGGGUGCCAGGCCCUCCCCCAGCCUCUGGGGGUACAGCAUGAAUAACCAGACCGCAGGCCUUGUCUAAGAAGCAAGAGGCCAUUGUGUUCGAGGAUGUGGCCGUGUACUUCACAAGGAUAGAGUGGAGUUGCCUGGCUCCGGACCAGCGGGCGCUGUACAGGGACGUGAUGCUGGAGAACUACGGGCACGUGGCCUCCCUGGGCUGUCUUGUCGCCAAACCAGCGCUGAUCUCCCUCUUGGAGCAAGGAGAGGAGCCAGGGGCCUUGAUUCUGCAGGUGGCUGAGAAGCGAGAGACAAGGGCCAGCCUGUGCCCAGGUUCCAGGAUGGAGGCUAGGAUCAAGGAGUCUUCCCUGAGGAGAGUGUCCUCUAAGCAGGCGGGACUGUUGGGCACAGUUUGGGGGCGACGCCCCGGGGGGGACCCCGGCUUACCUGUACUGAACGGCAGUCCUGAGGAGGGGUCAGGCGGCCCUCCAGGGGAGUAUGGCGCGGCCCCUGCCGCCCUGGAGGAAGGACGGCUCUGCCCUGGCCCUGCGGCCGUGGCUGGAAAGAGAGCGCACCGGUGCGCCUGCGGCAAGGCCUUCAAGUACCACUCGCUGCUGCUCAGGCACCAGGUUGUCCACACGGGCGCCAAGCCCUACCAGUGCACCGAGUGCGGCAAGGCCUUCAAGCAGAGCUCCAUCCUCCUGCGGCACCAGCUGAUCCACACCGAGGAGAAGCCCUACCGGUGCGGCGAGUGUGGCAAGGCGUUCCGGCAGAGCACCGAGCUGGCCGCGCGCGGCCGGGUCCACGCCGAGGAGAAGCCCUACGAGUGCGGCCAGUGCGGCAAGGCCUUCGGGCGCAGCUCCCAGCUCCGGCAGCACCAGCAGUUCCACACGGGGGAGAAGCCCUACGAGUGCUGCGAGUGCGGCCAGGCCUUCGGCCGCAGGUUCACCCUCAAGGAGCACCGGCGCCUCCACAGCGGGGAGAGGCCUUACAUGUGCCCGCAGUGUGGGCAGCGAUUCAUCCGCGGGUGCUCACUCCGCAAACACCACAGGCUGCACGGCGAGGAGAGCCCCCGCAAAGACGGCGGGUGCCAGAGCCCCCUGCUCAGCGCGGCCCAGAAGGCCCCCUCGGGGGACAGGCUCCACGAGUGCCUGGUGUGCCAGAAGCCCUUCAGACACAACUCCCUGCUCCUCCUGCACCAGAGGCUGCACACAGGCGAGAAGCCGUUUGAGUGCAGGGAGUGCGGCCGGGCCUUCGGCCGCAAGUCCAACCUCACGCACCAGCAGACCCACACCACGGAGAAGCCCUUCGCCUGUACGGAGUGUGGCACGGCCUUCCGCAGGAGCUACACACUGAGCGAGCACUACCGGCUGCACAGCGGUGAGCGGCCCCACAGGUGCCACGCCUGUGGGAGGGCCUGCAGCCGGCUCUCCGCCCUCAUCCAGCACCAGAAAGUCCACAGCCGAGAAUGCUCCCAGGAAGGUGGGGAGGGCGGGCUGGUGCCCCGCUGGGCAGCCCGGUGAGGUGACAACAGGCAGAGAGCCAGUCCACCCUCCCGCUUGGCUGUGCAGCGGGCAUUUGUCUUGGACGGAGAAGGAGUGGCUGGGGCUGUUCUCAGGCUGGCCAGAGAGGGAAGCGGAGCCAGAACAGGUCCCCAGCACUUCUUUUUUAUAAAGAUUUUAUUUUUUUCCUUUUUCUCCCCAAAGCCCCCCAGUACAUAGUUGUAUAUUCUUCGUUGUGGGUCCUUCUAGUUGUGGCAUGUGGGAUGCUGCCUCAGCGUGGUUUGAUGAGCAGUGCCAUGUCCGCGCCUAGGAUUAGAACCAACGAAACACUCGGCCGCUUGUAGCGGGGCGCGCGAACUUAAGCACUCGGCCACGGGGCCAGCCCCAAGAGCAGCACAUCUGAACCACCCAGGUCUGCCUGGAUACACACAGGCUCCAAUAAACCACAUGGGGUUGGGGGGCGGGUGUUUUCCUUUUGCACUCGUCUGUUUUCCAAAUGCUGACUUGUGAUCAGAAAAAAUGGAUACCUUGUUUCUUUGGUGGCUCGUUUGUUUUUAGGAUUGUCCAAGGUCAGACCGUGUUUGCAGGGGCACCAGCCACCUGGUGGGAGCGGGAGGGGCACGGGACUAGAGUCCACACAGCGCCUGGAGUGGGGACGUUUGGAAGUCAUGGGCAGGCUGAGGGUUUGUAACUGAGCCAGGGCCAGAGGGGCGGUGGUGACUGAGGCCAGGGCUCAAGGAGGGUCUGUGGGCUGCUGGCAGCACCUCCCGAGCCCCAGCCAGGCUGGCAUGGCCUGCUGUCCCUGGGCCUGUCAGCAGAAGGUGCUCACUGGGGAGAAGGCACUGAGGACUUGCUGGUGAGGGAGGCCAUCUUCGCGACCCCUCCUCACCACCAGCACCCCCAGGACCCCCGAGAAUACUGACAGGCUUCCGCAGCGUCUUACAGAACGUGUGCCAGAGAGGAGGCCACCACCCUGAGCCAAGGUGGACCCUGCCUGAUCCACAACUUUCUGCACCUUGGCCUUCCCAUGAGUCGGUGACAGUGUCCUGCAGGCAGGCACAAGCAGAGCUGGCUUGUUCUCUGUGGUGUGGAUGUGCCGUUGGCGCGAUCAGUUGUUCCCCCGUGAGGGGACGUCACCUCACUGCCCACUUGGUAUGCACAUGACACUGCAGUCAGAGCCCUUCCGUAAAUGCUGGCUAGCACGUCCCAUAAACUUGAGAGCCAGGUCCCUACAGGUUUAGAUGUUAGUCCUCUCACAGGACUGGAGGUUUUGCAAGGCUUCAGUGUCCAGGCGAUUCCAGGGUUCUGGCCUCACUCCCUUCCCACCCUCCAGUCUCCUGCCAGGGCUCCCAUUGGCCAGACCCAGCUGGAAGCCAGCAGUCAUGAAAAUCCACUGAGGAGGCCACAUGGGCCUGGGUGGUGACGGGGGCAGGUGUCGGAGAGGGGUGAACCUGGAGGAGCAAAUGUGAGUGGGCAGCAUUCGCUCUCCCGCCCAGCGUGUUCUUCCUCACACUGCCGGCUGUGCUCCCACUAACUUGGAGCCUGCCACGCCACACUGGCUGCAGCUGGUGCCUCUGAAACUGUCUGAAAAUUAGCCCUUGGCCUGUCCACUGCCCUCAGGCUAAGAUCUCAGACAAAGAGGUAAGAAAAGGGAAGUCUGGUUUUCGAGAUGCCACAUGAAAGGUCCCUUAGGCUGUCUAAAGUCUAAAGUCGUUCCUGUGGCCACAAGUUGCUGCCCUCUGCGGGCGGAGGCCCGUGUUCCCUCCAGGCCCGUGUCCUCCCUGCUGGAUCCCGCCCAGGUUGCCCGGCGCCGUCCGCGGUGCUGAAUUCCCGCAGGAGCCUCAGCUGAGACAGGUUGCCUGGGCAGGGGUGAAGAGCCAGCUGGUUGCCGCAUACGACACAGUGGAGACCAGGACCUGCUGCCAGGCCUGCGUUUUCCGUGCUGUUUACAAGGUCCAAGUUAAAGAGGAUCGGCGACUCUGUGCGAAAGGAUCCCAGGAAUGGGUUUCAGAACCUGUUCCUCACAGAAACCAUAAAACUGGAGCCUCCCAGAGGAGCUCUGCGGGUUCUGCUGCAGACAGACGCAGCCUCUCAGCUUUCAUUCCGUGUGAAUGUGCCAGAAACUACCGCCCCACAAACCAUGUUCCUGGGCUUCUCCCCCAGUGAGAUUGAGUGUGACAAAGAAUGACGGCCAUCUCCAUUCUCCCCAGCGUCCUGCGUCCAUACUUCAUCGCUCUUCCUCCCUGGGAAGGGCUCCAGCUUCGCUGCUGGAGGUUCCCCACCGGGGAUCUGAGCUCAUGUUCCCGAGCUUGAGAAAACGAAGGCUCCAGAGUCCCUCCCUCUAGACCCAUCCCCACCCCUGCACAGGCUCAGCCUUAGGGCUGCCUUCUCCUCAUCGGUCCCCACUGAGGAAAACAAGCCAAACCAGGAAGAGCAGAUCCCGUCUUUUCUGUUCUGAAUUAAAGGAAAUACUGAAGUAAUAA
Equus caballus (horse) is the source of this 6205-nucleotide messenger RNA. The record is from RefSeq and is a predicted model, not a curated record. NCBI's taxonomy places the organism in Eukaryota, Metazoa, Chordata, Mammalia, Perissodactyla, Equidae.